AUGGCUCUCAAACACGAAGGGAAAACAGUUCUCGUGACGGGAGGCGGUGGAGGUCUGGGAAGAAAGAUUGCGGAGAACUUUGCCAACGACGGGGCGAAUGUGGUCAUCUGCGACAUCAACAAGGAGCUGCUGGCCGACUUCGAUGAGAAGGUGACCUCUGCUCACCCGAACAAAACCCUCGCGGUGGAAUGCAAUAUCACUUCUCAAGAUGACUUGGACAAACUCUUCAAGCAGGCGGAAGAGAAAUUCGGAACUUUCGACAUCGUUAUCAAUUCGGCUGGCAUAAUCGAUCGCUUCACAUGCCCUGGAGAUAUCGAGCUCGACGAGUGGAACCGGGUGCUUGCUGUCAAUUUGACGGCGCCGACGUUCAUUACCAAGCGAGCGGUCAAUGGGUUUCUGAAGUCGAACAAGAAGGGUUCCAUCCUCAACAUGGCCUCGGUGGCAAGCUUCAAGGGUUUCGCCAAUGGAGUCGCAUACACGGCAUCGAAGCACGCUUUGAUCGGCCUUACUCGAAGCACAGCUGCGUACUAUCGGCUAAAAGGCAUUCGUUGCAAUGCCAUUGCUGCUGGUGCGAUGCAGACGAACAUUGGCAACGUCCUGGCGAACGGCGAUUUCAAUAUGGAAGGCAUGCAGUUGAUGAAGAAGGCCUGUAAGUUGACCAAAGUUCUGCGGGUUAUGGUGGUUGCUGAUUGUUUCGCAGUCGGAGAAUGGGAAGGUGCUGUGGUGGAGCUGGAGAAGAUGGCCAAGCUUGUAGCAUUUCUAUGCUCGGACGAUGCCGAUUUCAUCAAUGGAGGUGAGUGA
Zasmidium cellare ATCC 36951 is the source of this 801-nucleotide messenger RNA. RefSeq lists its product as uncharacterized. The transcript has 2 exons. The record is from RefSeq and is a predicted model, not a curated record. Gene Ontology annotation, molecular function: oxidoreductase activity, acting on the CH-OH group of donors, NAD or NADP as acceptor. NCBI's taxonomy places the organism in Eukaryota, Fungi, Ascomycota, Dothideomycetes, Mycosphaerellales, Mycosphaerellaceae. The coding region runs from base 1 to 801 and encodes 266 amino acids.